Molecule: messenger RNA, 683 nt
Organism: Phalacrocorax carbo (great cormorant)
Lineage: Eukaryota; Metazoa; Chordata; Aves; Suliformes; Phalacrocoracidae
Source: RefSeq, a predicted model, not a curated record
CGGCCGGGGCUGAGCUUCCCACAAUGCCCCGCGGCCCCAUCCCCCGCACGGGGUCGGUGCCCGGUGAGGCCGUGGGGGGCCGGCAGCGCCCCUCCCCCGCCAUGGCCCGCCCCGCCCCCGCCCUGCGCAGCCUCCUCGUCACCGCCGUCCUCGUCACCUCGGCCACCCAAGGGCUGAGCCGGGCCGGGCUGCCCUUCGGGCUGGUGCGGCGGGAGCUGGCGUGCGAGGGGUACCCCAUCGAGCUGCGGUGCCCGGGCAGCGACGUGGUGAUGGUGGAGAACGCCAACUACGGGCGCACCGACGACAAGAUCUGCGACGCCGACCCCUUCCAGAUGGAGAACGUGCAGUGCUACCUGCCCGACGCCUUCAAGAUCAUGGCCCAGAGGUGCAACAACCGGACGCAGUGCGUGGUGGUGGCCGGCUCCGACGCCUUCCCCGACCCCUGCCCGGGGACCUACAAGUACCUGGAGGUGCAGUACGACUGCGUGCCCUACAAAGUGGAACAAAAAGGUAACGCGACCCUUCGCUCCGGCCCCUGGGACCGCCCGGACCCCCCCAAACCCCCCCCCGGACCCCCAGACCCCCCCCAACCCCCCCUCAAACGCCUCCCCCAGCCUAGCCCCGAGCCCCCCAUCCCGCAGCUCCUACACCCCAAAAUCCCCCCUUUUCACCCCAAAUCCUGA